CGGCUCUUUGAACCGGCUCGUUCGCGACCAACACAUCACUAGUGUGUUUCCUCUUUCCAUCAUGGAGGUCUCUUCUACAGAAAGCGCGGAAGACGUGAAAAGUGGAAAUACAUCGGACCCAGAGGACGAGAGAUGCUCAGAUAUUGAUUUUGGACCUUCAAAACUCGGGACGAAAGAAUAUUGGGAAGAGGCGUACCAAAAAGAACUUGAGACAUUCACAGACGUUGGGGAUGUUGGUGAGAUAUGGUUUGGUGAGGAGAGCAUGAGCCGUGUGCUGCGAUGGAUGGACAGAGCUGAGAUCCCAGAAAAUGCUGCCAUUCUUGACAUUGGCACUGGAAAUGGAGCCUUUUUAGUUGAACUGGCUGGACAUGGAUACAGGAAUCUAACUGGUAUAGAUUAUUCUGCAGCAUCUGUUGAAUUGGCCAGAAACGUUCUGCAGGCGGAGGACUUAACGGAUGUCACUUUAAAGGAGAUGGAUUUCUUAAACUGCGAAGGGAAGCUAAAGGGUUUUGAUGUCUGCAUCGACAAAGGAACAUUUGAUGCGAUAAGCUUGAACCCAGACAACUCCAAGGACGGCAAGAAACUCUAUGUCCAAGCUGUAAAAGACGCUCUCAAGGACAAAGGGUUCUUCGCUAUCACUUCCUGUAACUGGACAAAAGAGCAGCUGCUAGACCGAUUCAGUGAAGGAUUUGAGUUUGUGCAGGAGUUGCCUACACCGAGUUUCCAGUUUGGAGGCAAGACGGGCAACACUACGACAGCACUCAUCUUCAAGCGAGUACAUUGAUCCACAUGUGCCUCGGAGGAUACUUGUCCUUUUUGUGCCAUCAAUUCUGCAGUUUGUUUUUUUAAUUA
This is a messenger RNA of Sebastes umbrosus (honeycomb rockfish), 852 nucleotides long. RefSeq names its product EEF1A lysine methyltransferase 2 (gene eef1akmt2). Gene Ontology annotation, molecular function: protein-lysine N-methyltransferase activity. Gene Ontology annotation, biological process: peptidyl-lysine dimethylation; peptidyl-lysine monomethylation. The transcript is spliced from 6 exons. Gene Ontology annotation, cellular component: cytoplasm. NCBI's taxonomy places the organism in Eukaryota, Metazoa, Chordata, Actinopteri, Perciformes, Sebastidae. Bases 62 to 784 code for a protein of 240 amino acids. The record is from RefSeq and is a predicted model, not a curated record.